CCGGCGUUCAAAAUUAAUAAGCAACUGAGAAAGAAGUGCCGGCGAUAAGAUAUGUCAAUAUUUGUAAAAUUGACUCCAUAAUCGUUCUAAUUUUUUCCUUACAUGUCAGAUUAAAUGGAGGAUGUAUAGCUGGAAAUUCGUACAGAAAUGUCUUCUUUUCACCAUAGUGUGUGUCUGUGUACUUUUUGCAUAUUGUUCUUAUACAGGUGACAGCUAUGGUUCAGAUGAAGAGUAUCCAACAAAUUUCGAUUAUGAAUGUAUCAGAAAUGGUUCUGAAGAAAUUUCUCAUAUUACCCAUAUCUGCUUCGAAGAACCUCAUGUAUUCUUCGUAGAGACAUCAAAGUCAACUAUUUUGACUCCACGUCAAGCUUGUGCAAUUGAAUCGACUGCAAGACAUAAUCCUUCUCUUGAAGUAUUGGUUCUUAUGACAGGCACAGAUCCUAUAAAGUUCGAUGACCCAUUGAUGAAAACUCUUAUUACUGUUCCUAACAUAAAAAUAAUUCAAAUCAAUAUAGAAGUUUUAUUCCAUGGUUCACCUCUCUUUGAUUGGUAUAGAGCUAAGAAGUGGGAAAAAAGCAAAUGGAAGGCAAGCCAUUUAAGUGAUGCAUUAAGAUUUUUUCUUGUAUGGAAGUAUGGAGGCAUGUACUUAGACACGGACAUUGUUACUUUUCAAUCCAUGGAGCAUUUAAAAAAUGUUGCUAUUACAGAGGACUGGAAUAGAGUUGCAUCUGGUAUACUGAUUUUUGAUAAAGGGCAUGACCUUUUAAAAAACUGCAUGUUUGAUUUUGCUGCAAACUAUGAUCCUUUUGAUUUUGUGAGUAAUGGACCUGGUGUUCUUACUCAUAACAUAAAAGCUUUCUGUGAUAUAAACAAUAUUGGUAAAGUUUCAGGUGCAAAUUGCAAUGUUGAUAUUCUCCCUCCAGAAGCUGCUUUUCCAAUACCAUGUGGUAAAUGGGAAGAAUAUUUUAUUCCUUCAUUUGUAAAAAAUGUUGCUGAUAAAUUUAAUUCCAGUUAUUUAAUCCAUGUAUGGAAUAAAUUCAGCAAGAAUCUUCAACUGCGUAUAGGAACAAAUAGUCUGUAUGAACUCGCUGUUAAACAACACUGUCCUAUUGUGUACAAAUAUGCUGAGCAGCUAGGUUAUAUGUAAUAGAAUCUCCGUCCGUACACAGGGUAUCCAGUUGAAAAUUAUUCAGAAUAAUGAAAAUAUUCUGACAAAUUAUUAUGUAUUUUUCUGGUUUAUGCCAUUACAGAAAAGCUCUCACUCCUUUUUCUUACUUAUAGUUGCAGAAAGAGGUUCACUAACUGUAGAUGAAUUCAUUAACAAUUUUGUCAUUAUAGGAUGAGAUUUUUUUGUGUUGUGUCCAUUAGAGUGCAGUACAGAAGACAUCCUCCAAAAGGUGUUUAUAAGAUCAGGUGUUUAAGAAAUUCUGACAAUCAAUGGCCACUCAAAAAGCUUUAUUGAUCAUUAGAUUGGAUUUAUAUGGACUUGUUUUGGCACUUACAUGUUAUCCCAUCGAAUGUGAAACUUAUCAAGCAGGGUGAUUUAGUGCCAGUAAUGGAUAAGUGUCAUUUUAUAUAACACACUUGUAAUCUCAGCACUUUCAUUUGAUGUAACCCACAUUGAUUCUUGAUAGGCCAGCUUUUGUUUUUUUAUGAGCAAGGAUAUAAAUUACUGUUACUGCUGUAUUUUUUCCUUGCAUUUUGAAUAAAAUGAAUUCAGAGACUGUAGAAUCACAUUUGUGACCAAACUCUGCUUCAUUGACAGCUGGUUGAAGGAAUUAACAUCUCUUGAAAGGUAGAAAAAAAGAGCUGGCUACUAUUUCUGACAUUCUGACAGAAGAAAAUCAAGGGCCUAACAGAAUAAUAGAAAUCAACAAAAGCCUUUACGAAGGGUAAAAAUGGAGCAGAUCAAAUACUUCCUCAGCAGUGGGUAUUUGGUAGACUGUGCAGAGAAACUGAUGUUUUAUUGUAAGUUGCAGACAGAAGUGCAGCUGAGAAUUCUGCAUUGAACAAUUGGCACAACCUUGGUGGUAUCUGUGUCUAAUUUCAUAGUUCUGUACUAGCAAACUUUCACGGUUGACGAGAUAAUACAUAAAUACUCUUUUUAAACACAUUAUUUGUGAGAUCAACCUGAACAAAUGUUAUUAUCCGAAAGAUUCUGCAACUAUUGUUACUCCAAACAUUCUUUACUUGGGCUGAGGUUAUCUGCAUUAUUAGCUGGAUUAUUAGCUAGCAUAACAUUGUGAACAGUGGUGGUUCCAGUGAAAUAACUUGUUUUGGCACAGUGAAAUAACUUAGUUAUAGGUAAGAGAAAACUUUACUGAGAAUUUUCCGUGAUAUAAAUUUGUUGUUUUGGAUAUUUUUCAUCUGAAAACCCUGUAUUCUCAUAAUUAUAUCUAGAAAAUUUGUUAAAAAUGGCUUAUUAAAGUAAAAAGUUAUUUUACACUUUACUGUGAUUAUCCAGCCAGCCGUCCAUAUAAAGAAAAACUAGUUUUCUAUUGUAUAUAAAUAAAAAUGGUUUACGUGAUGAUGAACUGUUAAUCAAUGCAUGUUAUCAUUUAUGUACAUAAUCAGCUAUUAGUAUAUAAUGGAUUUCCAGAAAUAGUCAUAUAUAUUGCUCAUUUGUAAACUUGUCAUGCUGCAGUUGCAACAUGAGAUAAAUUGCUGCGAUAAUAACAUAUGGUAAAUUGAAUUUAACAUAUUGGUUAUUUUAAACAUGUAUGUACACUGCAGGAAAAAAAAUGGGAUAGUUCCUAUAUCUCUCGUUCUACUGGUCCGAUUGACGAAAUUCAAAUUGUGUUUUUCAUAUCUCGAAAGCGCAACUGAUAUAGCAAUGUUCUGACAGGCAUUUUGACACAAAAUUGGACUUUUUCUGAAAUAACGUGCCAUUUUUAUACCAUACUUCGAUUUUACGACUUAAAUUAUGCCUAGAUAUUAAAUUUUGUGCGAAAUUUACGGAGAAAUUCAAACAUUUAUCUUGGCAAAAUUUUUUUCAGUUUGGCCAAGAAUAAUUCACUUGGCGAACAUCUUUAAUAUAUGGCAACCAAUUUUCCUUUCCCUUCCAUUGUGCCAGAGCGGGAAAAAAAGUACCUCGUUCCUACCUUUUUACAUUGUGUAUGAACGGGGGAAAGUUACAUCAUUUCUACUUUCAAAUAAUUGUAGCAGUCUAAACCACAUCUGAUGUUUUAUUGCUUUCAACAAAUAUGCCAAAUUUCAAAAGGCACCAAUAUAUAAAUUCACGUAUA
Stegodyphus dumicola is the source of this 3245-nucleotide messenger RNA. Its product is annotated as lactosylceramide 4-alpha-galactosyltransferase-like. Gene Ontology annotation, molecular function: hexosyltransferase activity. Gene Ontology annotation, biological process: glycosphingolipid biosynthetic process. Lineage: Eukaryota; Metazoa; Arthropoda; Arachnida; Araneae; Eresidae. The record is from RefSeq and is a predicted model, not a curated record.